AUGUCGAGUAAAAACACGGAAAUAAACCAACCUGUAAAAAGAUAUAAUCUUAGACAAAGAGGGGAUUUGUAUUACGGCCCAGACAGGAAAAAAUUGUCAGGAGCAGAAGCACGAUCAAUUAAAAAGAGAAAUAGCUUAAAAAGUUCGGUAUUACGGAAAAAUCAAUUCAAAAGCGGAGUAAACGAAAGUUUCAAUUUAAUAAACUUGAAUACACCAUUAAAUCCAGGUAACCCGAAUUUCGAGACAAGAUUAUAUCAAGAAGAAUCAGAAAAAUUAAGAUUCGAACUUGAAGAAGAAAGGAAAAAUAAAGAAAUUUCCGAAAUUAAACAGAAAAUUGAAGUAGAGCGAAUAGAAGCAGAGAAAUCCGAUUUGGAACGCAAAAACAAAGACUUAAAUGAUUUUUGGAGCCAAAAAUUGGAAGCCGACCGUCUCGCAAAAGAAAAAUUUGAAAAAAGUCAAGAAAUUAAAGUUUUUGGCGAGAACGUUAAGACUAGUUCGAGUUGGCAAAGUUUUAGUUCAUUAACUAAAUCGUUUUUUAGCAGUAGACAAAGCCAAGAAGUCAAAAAUCAAAUUGACAAAGAGAUUCUAGAAAAAAGACCAUCGCCAUUGGAAAACGUAACUAAAACGCAUGAACCAGAAUUAACCAAAGUUAUAAUUAACACCUCAAUAAAAGUCCAUAUUAAUUCGCCCGCAAUAAAUAUACAUCAUCAUAACGAUUCCAUUAUAACCAACGACGACGAUAAUUAUAACGACAGCUACAGUAAUUAUAUUGCAAGAAAUACAACUUUGCCAGACAGCAACAGCAGUGACAGCAAGAGUGAAGCAUCAAUUGAACAAGAACAAGAAAUAUCGAUAGAAAACUUGGAAGAACAAUGUUGGGAAGACGAGCUUACUCAACAAGUUUUACAAGCACAAAAUCUGAUAGCUAAAAUUGAUCUCGAAAAUACAAAGAAAAAAGAAAAAGAAUUAAGAACAAGUCCAGUCGCAACUAAUAAUUUAAAUAAGGGAAAUAAGAACAACGAUAAUAAAAAUACAGGUAAUCUUAAUAUCGAGCCCGAACAAAGAAUUCCAAUAAAUAACAAAAUGGCGGACGCAACAGCAAAAAGAUUGGCAGAGAUCCAAGAAACAACACAUCUCAUGACUCUUAUGAACAAAUUAUGUAAAAGUAUUUCCACUUAUACAGGUAAAUCACAAGAACUCACAAGAUUCAGAAUAGAAUGUGAGGAAAGUCGAGACUAUGUGGGUAAGGACCUAGAAAAGAAUUUGGUUGAAAUGAUAGUACGUACCAAAGUAAGUAGAGAAGUACGUGAUGAUAUGACUCAAAAAAAAUUUGAAAGCAUUGAAGAUUUGAUGAAGUCACUCAGGGAAUUGAUAAGCAAAACCAAAAACGAAAAAGUGUUAAUCGGGGAAGCUUUCAAACUCAUUCAGAGAAAUAAUGAACCCAUAAGAAACUUCGUCAAAAGAAUUCGAGAAUGCACAAAUUUUAUUGAAGAAAUGCAUACACCCGCAGAAAAUGAAAGACCAAAGCAAAUCAAAAAUGAAAUGAAAGAACUAGCAAAAAACGUACUAAGGUCGGGAAUCAAGCCUGAACUUGGUGAUUACAUAAACUGGUCUGAAGAUUAUGAAUAG
Molecule: messenger RNA, 1629 nt
Organism: Aphidius gifuensis
Lineage: Eukaryota; Metazoa; Arthropoda; Insecta; Hymenoptera; Braconidae
Product: J domain-containing protein DDB_G0295729-like
Exons: 1
Coding region: 1-1629 (542 amino acids)
Source: RefSeq, a predicted model, not a curated record